Spizellomyces punctatus DAOM BR117 is the source of this 677-nucleotide messenger RNA. RefSeq lists its product as uncharacterized. Gene Ontology annotation, cellular component: EMC complex; membrane; endoplasmic reticulum. The record is from RefSeq and is a predicted model, not a curated record. Gene Ontology annotation, biological process: protein folding in endoplasmic reticulum; autophagosome assembly. The coding region runs from base 245 to 592 and encodes 115 amino acids. Lineage: Eukaryota; Fungi; Chytridiomycota; Chytridiomycetes; Spizellomycetales; Spizellomycetaceae. The transcript has a single exon.
CAUUUGAAAGGCGCAGCAGCAGUUCAACCGCGUUGCUUGAACAAAAAGGACAGAUCUCGGGUACGCUUAACAAACCAUAGAACUAUCACAACAAAAGUUUACCGCCAACAGCAGAGAAGGGUAGUCCAACGGUAAUAAGACUAGCACUCUUUGCUUCGUCACGCACUCAACGUCGAGUUGACUGCAAGCACAACCAAUUCCGCAAAUCCGCAUCUCUCCCUAAAACGUCCACCGAAUCGCAUAAAUGUCCGCACCAGCAGAUGCAUCAAAAACCCUUGCCUCCGCCAACCGCUUCUCCCCCGUAGCCCUUCGCAACAACGCAGGAGUCCUCCAGUAUGCGCGUUCUUCCCUUGCCUUUAUAUCCGGUGCCGCAGCCGGCAUCCUGGGUCUAGAAGGCUGGCUCCACGGAUUCCUCUUUUACGUAGCCUCUUCCCUCGUUCUCUCCCUAAUCUUGUGGCUAAAGACCGGAUUUAACCCAAAGCGCUACUUUCCCACACCGGAUAUGUUGUGGGUACAUGAAGUGGCUGGAAAUGCAUUCAGUUACUUGUUGUUUUGGACGCUGGCGUAUGGACUGGUGCAUGUGUAUGAUUGAGAGUUGUUUUCUCUGGGAGGGGUGUGGCUGGAUGUCAUAAAACGGUGCAAUAUAUCUUACAUCUCAAGGUUGCAUUCUCUUCCAG